Hyphopichia burtonii NRRL Y-1933 is the source of this 1323-nucleotide messenger RNA. RefSeq lists its product as uncharacterized. The record is from RefSeq and is a predicted model, not a curated record. Gene Ontology annotation, molecular function: adenyl-nucleotide exchange factor activity. The coding region runs from base 13 to 1323 and encodes 436 amino acids. NCBI's taxonomy places the organism in Eukaryota, Fungi, Ascomycota, Pichiomycetes, Serinales, Debaryomycetaceae. Gene Ontology annotation, cellular component: endoplasmic reticulum. The transcript has a single exon.
AUUUAAUUUAAUAUGAGAUUAUCGACCUUGUUAAACAUUAUAUACAUAUUAGGAUUAGUCAACUCGCUGAUCGUUGAUACCGAUGUGGAAAUUGUGUGUUCUCCAAGUGAUCCCCACGACUGUUACCCAAAAUUAUUCACUCCUACAAAUGAAUGGCAAACUAUAAAAGAAGGUCAAGAUAUUCCACCUGGCUUGCAUGUUAGAUUGAACAUCGAUACUUUGCAAAGAGAAGCAAAGCUCAUGGACGCUGAAGCUUCAUCUGAGAAUAACGAGCUUGUGUUGAGUAACGACCAGCCCGAUCAACAGCAAGAAAAUGAUGAUAAUAUUGAAUUGCAAAAACAAGAGAUAUUAAAGAAGAAAAUUGAAGAUUUCAAAGUGAAGCAACAAGACGAACACAAUGAGCAGAAGAUUAUUCCCAAGAAGUCCAAAGUUUCAAUUGAAGACUUGAACGAUUUUGGUUCAUCGGUUGAACAAUUAGAUCAAUUUCGAUACGAUCAAGAUUUAACACUAUUGGAAAAAGCUUUAGACAAUUUGAUUGAAUUGAGUCACGAUAUUGAAUUUGGAGCUAAAUUAACUAAUAGCAAACAAACUUUUGAUACUCUAUUACAUAUAAUAGCAAUAAUUCCAAUCAAUCAUGAAAUACAUGAAAAGAUUUAUAGAAUAAUGGGUUCAAGUUUAAGAAAUAAUCCUGAAGCAAUUGAAAAUGUCUUGAAUAAUCAAUCAGAAACUUUUAUUCAAGUAUUUUUCGAACAAUUAAAGUACCCGAGUAUACCAGACAUUGUUAAAAAGAGAAUUUUGGGUAUAUUACAAGCAUUAUGUUUGAAUGAACAAUUUCAAUUUAAAUUUUUCAAUAAAAAUAAUCCAACUAUUGGUAUACUGAAAUUGAUUGACAUUUUCCCAAAUGUUGAAGAAUCAACAAAAUUAAGAAUUAUUAAUAUUUUUGAAGACUUAGGAUUAAUUGAAUUUGUUAAUAAUAAUGAAUCCUUUGAUAAAAGAUCAAUUGAGGAAGCGGUAUCUCCUGAUCAUAAGAUAUCAAGCUAUUUGCAAGAUCAAUUAGCCAAUUCGAAAAUUGAAUCCGAGGACCAUUUCAAAUUCUUAUUCAAUAAAUUGGUUGAAUUACAUCAAAAAGAUAAUAACUUAAAGCCUAACAAGAAUUUCAUUGAGUGGUUAAGUCAAGAGUCAAUGACAAGACAAAAUAAUGCUAAACCCAGAGAUGAGUUUUAUUCAAACACUGAUCCAGAAUUUGAUAAAUCAAUGUUAAGAGCAAGACAUGAAGUAUUUGGUAACAAGAACGCUUAUAGAAAAGUUGCUGAUGAACUUUAA